UUUAAAGCUAAAAUGUAUUAUUUCGCUCAAUUCAAAGUUAAACGUAAAAGAAUAAUAUCGAAAUUAUUGUGCCCGAGUUUCAAAUAAAUUAGACGCAACUUAACGUGCAAUUAAGUAAAUUGGAGUAUGCUUCGUACACAUUGGAGGCAGAAUAUAAUCGAUCUACGCUCGUGUGCUGAAGAUCUAGAGUAAUUUAUUGUGAGUGAUGGUUUCUCUCUCUAAGUUUCUCUCGGGGUCAUCAGGGAUGACCUGCGUGUUUCUUAUCUCGAUGGCAGUGCAUUCAAUUAAAUGUAGGGAAGAAGACAUACACUCGUGGCUUAUAGAAAUAGCGGCAACUUUACUCAUUAUCACAGCAGCGCAAUUUCAUCGAUUUCCUAUUGUCCGUGUUCGAUUUUCAAUCAAAUUUUAUCGUCGUUCAAGGAGACUUUGUGAUCGACAUAAUAUCCUACUGGUCAAAACGACACUGCGGACUACGAUUUGGCAGUUUCUCGGAUCUAAACAACGAGAACCAUGAGGCUGCUCGUUUUCCUCACGCUCUUGUACUGUUUCUGCAUCGAUGUUGGUCACACCAGGGAGAUCACCCAUGAAGAUAUUAAGGACGCUAUGCUGAGCUUGGUGCACAUGAUGCGGGAGAACACGGAGAAGUUGGAGAGGCAUGAGGCGAGGGAGCGGCAGCUCGGUGAGCAACUGAAAAAGACCAUAAAUGUCCUGACCAAACGUGUGUUUGCUGUGGAUGGUCUGAAGCUACAGUUGACCAAACUGGAUGAGAGGAUCGCCGGGAUAGAGAACUUGAUUGCACAGAGGGACGAGAGGGAGCGCAUACAGAUGCAAAAGACCGCCGACAGUUUAGAGGACCUGGAGAACCGUCUGGAGGGCUGGCUUACGGACAUCGAGAACAAGGUGGCGGAGGUGAACAGUCGCCCGGAAGCCACUCCAGCUCAAGACAACGGUCUCACUGACCUCCUCGGUAAGCUGAACAGUACAGAGACCAAUUUGAUGGGAGAGAUCGCGAGGCUCAAGGAUGACAUGCACAACAACGCGGCGAGGAUGAAAGAGAAAGAGUCAGGUUCGCUGAUGGACAAGACUCACGUAAUCCACUCGGAGGUGCAGGAUGUAGCCGCGAGGAUCGGGGACAUUGAAAUCUCCCUGGAGAAAAUAAAGCAGAUGACCCAGAGCGUUCAGGACAGAUCGCAGUGGACGGAUCUGGCACCGUCCUUCGAUGAGCACAUCAGGACGCUGGUGCGGGUGCAGGAACUGGUGGAAGACACUUCUGACAAGCUACGGGAAUUACCCAAGGUGAAAGAAAUGCAGACGAUGCACAACGAGACGCAGACCAUGCUGCAGGAGACUAAGCACGCGUUGAAGGAUAUUCUCACACGCAACAUGGACGAUACGGAGAACAAGAUAGCAGAGGCUAACAUGGAAACCAAAGACUCGGUGACGGCAUUACGGAUGGACCUGGCUAACAAUGCGGAACGCGUUAAACAAGGACUGCAGAAUCUGGAGAAGGGUCAGUCCGUGAUGGUUUCCAUGGCCGAUCAUGUGCUGGAUACGAAGAAACGGGUGGAAUACGGCGUGCAUCAGAUUCUGCUGGAAGUAGGGGAUCUAGUGAGGGCCCAAAGCAACAACAUCAACAGCACUCUGAAUCAGAGAUUUGACGGGAUCUCGAACGACAUUAUGGAUAAUCAGAACGGUGCCCUGGCGAACCUCACCACCAAGAUGGAACAGGAGAUGAAUAAAGUCUGGAGACAGAUCAACGUCAUGUACCAGCAGAUGACAGAAAGCGCUCGAGCUCUGGACAAGCUGCACCAACAGAAUGAAGCCUACGUUAAUGGUACGACGUCCACCAUGGGUGGAAUGGAGAGCAAGGUUGGCGAGAUAACAAAACGCAUGGUGGAGGUGGAUGACAACUUGAACUAUCUGCUCGGUCGUCUCUCCCUGGUGACGCAGGAAUUCAAUCAGAUCAAAAUAGGCCUGGGAACUGCAUUGGACAAUAUUAAAGCCUCGUUUAAAGUGGUGCAGGAGAAGGCGCUGGACUUGCCGCAUCCGGGUCCCCAUCCGCUUCCGGAGGAUUAUAAGGACCCGACCGAGUCCGAGACCAAGAAACCAGAUGUUGUGACCGUAAAGUAAGCCAUGUCUUGCUCUCAGAUCAGACGGCUGGCUCGAGCUAGUCUCGCAGUUGGCGGGCAAGGUAGCCAUCUUCAUUCUUAGCGAUUUAACAUCCGACAUCACCAGGCAUCAUCAUCACCAUCAUCAUCAUCAUCAUUAUGCAGUGUCGGGGAUGGCAAGCAUUGCGUCAGUGUCUCUCCGAAUAUAUAUAAUCUUCUUAAUAUUUUUUUAUACUCAUAUUGAUCUAAAAUUGUGGGGAAAACCCGAUGAGCCAAUUAUGUAAUGAUUAAUACUCAACAAAAUAUAAUGUUAUUACGUACGUACGUA
Messenger RNA from Ooceraea biroi (clonal raider ant), 2436 nucleotides. RefSeq names its product paramyosin. Gene Ontology annotation, cellular component: plasma membrane. The record is from RefSeq and is a predicted model, not a curated record. Lineage: Eukaryota; Metazoa; Arthropoda; Insecta; Hymenoptera; Formicidae.